GACGGUGACCGAUGCGGACACGGCCGGGGCGGACCUGACCUACUCCUUCAUCGCGGGAAACACGGCAGGGAACUUCUGGCUCUUCACUCUGAAUAACACCGAGAACAACCCAUGGGUCAUGCUGAACAACCAAGUCGACUACGACACGGGAGAUGAUGUCUUCACAUUAGUGGUCAAAGCGCAAGACCAGUCCUCCAACACAGCAACUACCCAAGUCGUCAUCUACGUAGAACAUGUGAAUGAGUUUAACCCAGUCUGGGGCUCGCCUUCCGCCUUGCCGUCUGACACGGUUACGGUUGACGAGGACCAGCCUAUCGGCACGACUGUGCUGACCCUGGACGUAAGCGACUCUGACGCGGGGACGGACGGGGACCUGACCUACAGCAUCACGGCAGGGAACACAGAUUCAGCUUUUGAACUUGAUCCUAAAACCGGGGAGCUACUGGUCAGCAAAGACGACAGUGCGUUAAAUGCUGCCUCAGAGGACUUGAUGCAACAGAGUAUGGAUCGCUUUUCUUCUGCUGCUGACAACUUUGGUCUCACGAUAAGCACUAAGAAAACAGAGGUCCUGUACCAACCUGCACCGCAUAAGCCGUACGUGGAUCCUGUCAUUACUGUAAACGGGGAAUCACUAAAGGCAGUUGCAAAAUUCAAGUACCUUGGCAGCACACUCUCCAGGUCUGUAAGCAUAGACGAUGAGGUUGACGCACGGGUCGCUCUGGCAAGCUCCUCCUUCGGACGUCUGCGAGCCUCAGUGUGGGAGAGGAGAGGCAUUAGACUGAGCACGAAGUUAAAGGUGUACAGGGCAGUUGUACUGCCAUCACUACUGUACGCCUGCGAAACAUGGACGAUCUACGCACGUCAUGCCAGAAGGCUCAAUCGCUUUCACAUAAACUGCCUGAAAAGACUCAUGAAGAUCACUUGGCAAGACAAAGUCCCAGACACAGAGAUCCUCCAGCGGGCCGAUCUGCCAAGCAUCCACACACUGCUGAGGAGAGCCCAAGUCAGAUGGGCAGGCCACCUGGUAAGGAUGCCUGACACACGGCUACCGAAGAGACUUCUGUACAGUGAACUGGUAGAAGGCAAGCGCUCAGUGGGAGGACAGAAAAAGCGCUUUAAGGACACACUGAAAACAACUCUUAAAAGUUUCAAGAUAGAUACAUCUACCUGGGAAUCAGCAGCCCAAAACCGUGCUGCCUGGCGCAGCCACAUCAGCAGCGGUGCUACUCUCUACGAGAAAACCAGGAUCGCAGAAGCCGUGAGGAAACGCGCUUCCAGAGCUGCCCCCACAUCCCGGACUCCAGAAACCCACCUGUGCCCGACCUGUGGCAGAACCUUCAGAGCCCGUCUUGACUUUGAGACGAUGUCCGGGUCGUACAACAUCAGUAUCCAGGCGGUGGACGGAGGGAACCCCGCCCGCAGUGCAGACUCCUUCGUACUGGUCUACAUCGGGAACGUCAACGACAACCCGCCAUCUUGUACACAGACCACGUUCGUUGUCCAAGUACCUGAGGAUGAGAGCGUCAACAUCUUCCCUGGUUUCGUGAACAUCGACUGUGACGACAAUGACGGAGACGUCCUCACCUACAGCAUCAUUUCCGGUGACCCUGCCGGCACAUUCCGGAUCACACAGAGCGGGGGUUUCUACACGAUCUUCCCCGGCAGCGCGCUCGACUACGACGACCCCACGAACACGCCUCGGUCGUACGACCUGAUCGUGCAGCUGAGCGACGGCACCACGACCCUGGAAGUCCCUGUCGCGAUUGGCGUGACUCCCGUGAACGACGGCACGCCGACCAUCGCAGACGACACCGUCACAGUUUCCGAGGCCACGCCCAUAGGUGACGUCAUCUAUGACGUAGAUGACGCGGACCCUGACGCGGCGGACCAGGCGCACGGCGUCGUGACGUAUGCCAUCACGGGGCCGGCAACACACCCUUUCCGGAUAGAUGCUUCUUCUGGCGUGAUCUCCGUGGCCUCUACCCUGGAUUUUGAAACGUCGACCAGCUACAACCUUGUGGUCGUGGCGACAGACGGCGGCGGGCUGGCCUCCACCGCCACGGUCACGGUCAACCUGGACGGCGUCAACGAGUUCUACCCCACAUGCACCUCUUCCAACUUCGGCGUCUCAGUCAGCGAAACUGCAGCAGCAGGCAGCCUGGUCGUGGAUUUGGGCUGUACCGACAACGAUAGUGGUUUUGACGGGGCGUUAUCCUAUACAGCCACACAGACCCCGUCUACGAGGUUUAGCGUUGCAACAGGACAGAUUCUUGUAUCGUCUGCAUUAGACUAUGAUGGCGGGGAAACGCUGUAUUCUCUUGUCAUCUUGGUGAACGAUAACUCAGUAGUAACCUCAAAUCAGAAAACGACUACGCUAACCGUCACUAUCGAAGUCACACCCGUAAACGAAGCCACUCCGACGGUUUCUUCAAUUUUGUACUCGGAAAACAUCUCGGAAGACAUCGCUAUCGGCAACACGGUUAUUGACUUGGACGCAGCGGACACCGACGCCUCUAGCCACGCACACGGUAUUGUGACGUACAGCAUUACGUCAGGGAACACAAACGGUGUCUUCAGCGUCGAUCCGAGCAGUGGAGUCAUCGUGACGAAUUCGCCAUUAGACUUUGAGACCACUCCGCUCUACACACUUGAGGUGACGAUGGUUGACGGCGGCACCCCUCCGCUCAGCUCCACCACGAUAGUCUUGGUCGUUCUGGACGACGUGAACGACAACACUGCCGAGUGCGUGCCCUCGGUGUUCUCGGAGACCGUCUCAGAGACCCAGCCUGCCGAUUACGUCGUUACGUCCCUGUCCUGUACCGACGCUGACGCCGGGCUGUUUGGAGCGCUGACUUACUCCAUCUCAGCGGGCGACACCAACCAGUUCUACAUGAACGGGUCAGAUCUGCUGCUGACCAACCCGCUGGACUAUGAUGCGGUUCCGAGGAAGUACGACCUGGAGAUCACGGUUUCUGACAACGGCUCUCCGCCCAACUAUGACGUCAUCCCCGUCACGGUGCACGUGGACCCUGUGAACGAGUUUUCCCCGGCCUUCGUCAUUUCCGGGGAUCUCGUUCUUAGCGUGGACGAGGACUUCACGGUGAACGAUCCAAUCACGAACGUCGCUGCUACUGACGCAGACUCUGACGUCAACGCGCAUGGGCAGAUCACCUACACUAUCCUGUCAGGAAACAUCGAAGCCAAGUUUGCCUUAGACUCCUCCACGGGCAUUCUAUAUCUAGUAGACGAGUUAGAUCGGGAGACCACCGCGUCCUACAACAUCCUAGUCCAGGCCUCGGACGGAGUCCUGUUCAACGCCGGAACUCCGAACACCAUCACAAAAUGGGUCAACAUAACGGUCAACGACGUCAACGACAACGAACCACAGUGCACGCCUUCAAACAUCGCCGUCACCUUUAACGAGAGUACAGCUACAGGAACGUUGAUAACAACCGUUACAUGCCAGGAUUUGUUCGACUUGGGUACAAACGCCCAAAUUCAGUACUCUUUCUCUGGUUCCGGUAACGUCGGUAACACGUUCGCCAUCGACCAGACAACUGGACAGAUCACACUCCAGAACCCACUAGAGUAUGACUCCAGCACCGAUCCUCAGUCUUACUCGCUAACCGUCCACGCUGUAGACCAGGGUGCCACUAAACUGACAGGAACCGCACUGGUAACAGUAGCAGUGAGCCCGGUGAAUGAAGACACGCCGCAGUUUUCGGAGACAGCGUAUGUCGCUUCAGUGUCAGAAGACGCAAGCCUCGGCACUUCCGUUGUACAAGUCAUCACAACGGAUACCGACGCAGGGGACGACGGUGUUGUCCGCUUCAGCAUGCCUGCUGACAGCACCUUCCUACUGGAAGAGACCACAGGAUGGCUGGUUCUGAAGUCUGCGCUAGAUAGAGAAAGCACAUCAUUCUAUUCCCUAGUAGUUACAGCCACCGACCAACCAGCCAACCCGUCCGAUGCUCUGUCUGCUGAAGUGAACGUCACGAUCACAGUUACAGAUGUGAACGACAACGCUCCUUUCAUUAUACCUUCAUCGCUUCAAGUUACCCUUAGCGAAAACGACGCAGUCGGCUCUCCUGUAGCCUUUAUCACUGUUUUCGAUUUUGACACCGGUAUCAAUGACGAUCUCUACUACGGUAUCACUGGAGGAAACACCAACACAGAUUUCUCUAUAAACCAACUCGGCGUCAUCACUACAGCCCGCGCUCUUGAUUACGAGACGACCACCUCCUACUCCCUAACAGUCACAGUCACCGACCAGGGCUCGACCCCAUUAUCGUCGACCGCACAAGUCGGUAUAACCAUCACCCCGUAUAACGAGUUUGACCCAGCUUUCUCCCAAGCUUCCUACAGCAUCGCCAUAGACGAAGACACUGCUAUUGGCGUCUCAAUUGGCAAAGUCACUGCCACAGACGCCGACUUCGGCUCAGACGGCUUGCCAGACGACGUUACGUACAGCUUCUCAACCACGAGUUCGAAGUUUUACAUUGAUGAGUACACAGGGGAUGUCAGGGUGAAGGGAGCACUAGACAAGGAGACACAAGACACGUACACGCUAACAGUCGUAGCAACAGAUUCAGGCACCACCCCUGCGGUAAGAUCUAACAGCGUGACACUGACGAUCACAAUAGGAGACACCAACGACAACGCGCCGGUGUUUAGCCCGGCUGCUUACACCGCAGAGGUACCCGAGAACGCAACCGUCGGUUACAACGUUGUUACGGUUGUAGCCAGCGACAGCGACCUCGGAGUCGGUGGCACCGUGGAUUACAACAUCGUCGCUGGCAACGCUCCGGACAACAUUUUUGCCGUAGAUUCAAGCGGCAACGUGUACGUCACCUCCACCGCAUAUCUGGACUACGAAACCACCACAGUUUACACUCUUUCAGUAACGGCUAGCGACCAGGGCACACCCCAGCUAACAUCCACCGCCAGAGUAGGCAUACAGAUAACUGCAUACAACGAGUUUGACCCGGUAUUUUCAAACGGCGGCACCUACACAGCUACCGUCUACGAAAACGGAAAUCUCGGUGACGCGGUGGUUCGGACCACGGCUUCUGAUGACGACGCCGGUUCCGACGGUGACGUCACGUACUUCAUCACAUCCGGGAACUCUGACGGUCACUUCGCGAUGGAUUACGUCACCGGGUGGAUCACCAUUGACAAAGAACUUGACCGUGAGGUCACCGGUUCUUACACCCUGACGGUGACGGCUUACGAUGGAGGGACCUCACCCAGGAGGUCAGCAGACGCGACCGUUCACGUGACCAUUGAUGACGUGAACGACAACGCGCCGACAUGUACGGGUUAUUACUACGACCGGACGCUCGCGGAGUCCGUACCAGCGGGAACAUCACUCCUGCAGCUAACAUGCAGUGACCCAGAUGCAGGCGUGAACGGUGACCUGACCUACACCCUGACGUCAGGAGAUCUGUACGGACAGUUCCACGUCGGCAGUACCGGGCAGCUGACUGUCAGCACCGGGCUGGACUACGAGAACACCACGGAGUAUCAACUUACCAUCACUGUGUCAGACGACGGUUCUCCUUCCCUGUCCGCCGAGGUGACCGUUUCCAUGGAGAUAACCGGAGAGAACGAGUUCCAGCCGGUCUUCACCCUGAACCCGUACAGCGUGUCAAUCAACGAGAACAUCUCACUGGCAACGUCCAUCCUCAGGGUUAAUGCUGUGGACCAGGAUGCCGGAACACAAGGUGAAUUGAAGUAUUACAUCACAUCCGGGAACCAGGGCGGCGCCUUCAGUCUUGACUACCUGACGGGUGACCUGAGUACUGCAGCUGUGCUGGACAGGGAGGCGGUGGACACAUACGUGCUGACUGUUGUCGCCAUCGACGGUGGAACCUCCCCGCAGAGGUCCGGCACCAGUACCGUGACAGUCACUAUCCAGGACGCCAACGACAACCCUCCGUCCUGUCUCCCCACCUCAUACACCGUCACCGCGCCUGAAAACACCACUCUAAACACCGUGCUCACAACUGUGAACUGCAGCGACAACGACGUCAGCGUAAACGCCCAGCUGACGUACGCCAUCGUGAACGGGAGUGACGGCAGCGUUGCCGUGUCGCCUGGCAACGGUGACGUGUACCUGGCGGGGCCCUUUGACUACGAGACGACGGACAGUUACUACAUCCAGGUGGAGGUGACAGACGGCGGAUACCAGAGUAACACGGCAACUGUUUACGUCAGUGUGGAGGUGACCGGGGUGAACGAGGCAGCACCGGCGUUUGUGGCGGCAAGUUACCAGGUGAGCGUUGCUGAGAACGAAACCACGGGGCUUGUCCUCCUCCAAGUGAUCGCCACGGACUCCGACAGAGGAGACGACGGGCGCUUCUCUUACAGCCUAACGGGCGGGAACGCUGCCGGCAGGUUCCAGAUCAGCGCCACGAGCGGACAGGUGGAACUCAAGCGGCGUCUGGACAGGGAAGACACGGACUACUACGUUCUCACCGUCACGGCUACAGACUUGGGAUCUCCCGCGCUAUCCAGCAACGUCUACGUGUACGUCAACGUCACUGACGUCAACGACAACCAACCUACGUGUCCUUCCUACGUCCUGAAUUUCGAAUUGGACGAAGAUGUCAACAUUGGAACCACCUUAGCCUCUUUCAAUUGUUCCGAUGCAGACUUAGAUGCCAACGCAGAUCUCUCGUACAGUAUAAUAAGCGGGGAUCCAACUAACCGGUUUGCGAUGGUACAGAAUCAACUCCAAGUUCAGAACUCGCUAGAUUACGAAGGAGACGACUGGUACUACUUAACGUUGACUGUAGCAGACAACGGGUUUCUAUCCCUCAGUACCAAUGUAACCGUGUCCGUUCACGUGAAUCCCGUCAACGAGUUUCCUCCCGUGUUCAACGACUCGUCCUACUCAGCAAACCUUUUCGAGAAUAUUACAAGCGGGACUGUGGUGGUGACCGUCGGGGCUACCGAUGGGGAUAACCCCGAUCAGGCUCAGGGCAUGUUCCGAUACUCAAUCGUCUCGGGAAACACUGGCAACAAGUUCACUCUCAACGACGAGACGGGAGAAAUAUCCGUGGUAAGACCGCUCGAUCGGGAGACUACAGACUUCUACAACCUAACGGUGAGGGUGUACGAUAACAUCUACGGAGCAACCCCACAGCUUUCCUCCGAUGUGCAGGUAGAAAUCACGGUUUUGGAUGUAGACGACAACCCUCCAAGUUUUGAGCCCGAGUCAUACUCUGUAAGUGUUGUGGAAGGCGCCGCCAAUGGCACCCAACUGGCAGUACUUACCUACACGGACGCUGACGAUGGUGCCAACGCAAUUUCCAUUCUCAGUGUCACUUCCGGUAACGGUGCAGGUCUCUUCGUGCUAAUUUUCGACAGGCUGUUCCUGGUAGGGGCUUUAGACUACGAAACCGAGCAGCAAUACGUCCUGACCGUGCAAGCAACCGACGUGCUACAACCGACCUUCACGGAUACAGCAGAAGUGAUCAUCAAUGUAAUAUCCGCAAACGACAACCCGCCAGUGUUCGCCGUGGACAACACGACCAUCAAUGUAUCAGAAGACGCCGCGCUGGGGACUGUGCUAUACGACGCCAACGCUACAGAUAGCGACUUGGGAGAACACAGCGAACUCACCUACUCUAUUGUAUCCGGCAGCUCUCCUACUUUCCUCAUAGACAGUGUUACUGGUAUAGUCAGACUUGGCGCUGGACUGGAUAGGGAAACACAGGCGUCCUACGUAGUUAACAUCACAGCACAAGAUACAGACUUUUACGACUUCAUGUUGCUCUACGUCUUCGUCACAGAUAUUAACGACAACGAACCCACUAUGAGUAACACCGUGUAUUCUGCAACUGUUGACGAGAACCAACUUAUAGGAACUGUCCUCACAUCAGUUCUAGCCACAGAUCCUGACGAGGGUAACAACAGUGACAUCACCUACACAACCCGUGGUUCCGACGCAAAUUUCUUUUACCUCAACAGCACGACCGGUGCCAUAUCUAGUCAAAGCACGCUGGACUUCGAGUCUAGGAGGUCGUACUAUUUCUUCGUCAGGGCGUACGACAAUGGUUCUCCGCGGCGUUACUCCUCUUGGUCAGGGGUGCAGAUUAUACUGAACGAUCUUAACGACAACAGUCCAGUGUUCUCCCCCACUAGUUAUACGUACACUCUUUCAGAGGAUUCGCCGUACCCUGUGGACUUGCUAACAGUCUACGCGUCAGACGACGACUCUGGUACGAACGCUGCCAUCACGUAUUCCAUCGCCUCGGGAGAUCUCUUCAACCGGUUCCAGAUAAACCAAGAUGGCGUCUUGAGUCUCAUCGACGCUCUUGACCGCGAGUUCACUCCCCUCUACAUUCUCUCCGUCGCUGCUACGGAUGGCGGCACGCCGGCGCUGGUUGCUACAGCUUUCGUCGCCAUCACCGUUGAAGACGUAAACGACAACCCGCCAAGCUUUGCACAAGCUUCCUACUCAGUUAACGUGGACGAAGAUGUCACCCUCUACACUACUGUACUGACUCCCGUUGUUACUGAUCCGGAUAGCGGGCCAAACAGUGAGGUUACGCUCUUCAUCCUCUCUGGAAACGACAACAACAAAUUCAGCAUUGAUCCCAUCUAUGGUUACAUUUUCAACAUCGCUACGUUUGAUAGAGAAGUACAAGACACGUACAACCUCACAAUCCAAGCACAAGAUGGUGCAAGCCCCUUCUACACGGCCACGACAGUUGUGUACAUUCGAAUCGUGGAUAUUAACGACAACGCUCCGGCGUUCGCACAGGCGUCGUACCAGGCGAACAUCGACGAGAACGUCGCCGUAGGAACGUCGGUGAUCACGGUCCUCGCUACCGACGUCGACAACGGCACUAAUGGAGAAGUCAACUACUACAUAACGGACGCGACAGUUCCUUUCACUGUGGACAACACUACAGGUGUGAUAUCCACAAGCGGCGGCCUUGACCGUGAAACCGUUUCCUCCUACACCUUCCUGGUGACGGUGCGAGACCGCGGGACACCUCAGUUCUCAGACCAAGCGACGGUGACUGUGUCCGUUCUCGACCUCAACGACAACACGCCAAAUUUCACCCAACCAUCCUACAGCGUAACCAUCGAAGAGAACUUAUCCCAGGGCACGAGUAUUUUAACAGUCAGCGCUACUGAUGAAGACUCCGGCACAAACGCAGACAUAACCUACUCCAUAUCUUCAAGCAGUACGUUGGGGCUACAGUUCUACAGCAUUGACGCGACUUCAGGGCAGAUUUCCGUGAAAGAAGCGAACGACAGGGAGACGCUAGACUUCGUGCAGAUGUACGUGGUGGCUACAGAUGGUGGAUCGCCUGGGCUCAGCUCAUUGGUCGAGGUGAACGUGACGAUCUCUGACGUCAACGACAACGCGCCAAUCCUGGUGCAGACGUUCUUCAGCCUGGAAAUCCGAUACGACAGCAGCAGCCUCACCAACCUGGCCACACUCAGCGCCACGGACGCCGAUCAAGGCAUUAACGGCGAGAUCCAGUACUACCUGCUGGACCAGACCAGCCUGUUCCAUGUAGAUCUUCUGUCUGGACAUUUCCGUAAGAAGGACAACUCCACGCUACUGCAGCCGGACUACAAGUAUGUCAUGACCGCCGUGGCCAGAGAUGCGGGUUCCCCGGUGCUGACGUCCAACCCGCCUGCGACCCUCCGAGUGGACACGUUCCGUCCGGAGGAGUGUCUGGUGGACAUGGUCGUGGCACUGUCAUACGACCAGUUCCUACAGGUCCAGGACGCGUUUAUCGCCGCUCUGUCGGCGGUGUUCUCGCCGGGCAGGAUCGGGGUGUCUGACGUCACAACUAGCAGCGGCACAAGCCGCAGGAGGCUACUACAGUCCGACUCAGUGACGGUGUCCGUGUACGGGGUCGCGAACACCCUGACCGACUCGUCCUCCGGCCUGUCGGCGGCGAAGUCCUUCCUGUCCGCCGACGAGAUCCUGGAGACGGCCCGGCUGGACGACUCGGGGACACCCAGCGCCGCCGUUUCCGGCCAGGAGUUUCUCAACUUCCCAAUAACGCAGGUGCGUCGGUCGAUUGACAACAGCGUGACGACGGCUGCUACACCCUUUGUGCAGACCCCCGCCGGAAUCGCCGUGCUGACGAUCAGCGCAGUUCUGGGGCUCAUCCUGCUCAUCCUGCUGGUGGUCUGCUGUGUCAGCUUUUGUAAGAGGAGGAAGAAGAACAAAGUCGACAAAGGGGCAAAUUCGAAACCGACAAACCCAGAGGAAAAGAACAAAGAAAAGGCUAAAACUCAACCUGUGAUCAUCGCGAACGCCUGGACCGAUACUAAAGGAGUCCAGAAUACAAGACUAGAUACUCCAGUCAAGAAUGCCAGUCAAAACACCCCAGAGAAGAAGACACAAAAAGUGCCGCCAAACAGUCGUGAAAGAAAAAGUCCCACAACUUCACUAACAUCUGAGGACAGACGGAGUAACAGUUACUUCGAUGGCGUCGCUACAGAUACAGUUUCCGGCCGACGGUAUCUGUACAACUCACUAACGGGGCAUAGAAAGUGGCUGAAACCUAACCAACCCAACACGCUGUCGCCUGUUAUAAACUAA
This is a messenger RNA of Branchiostoma belcheri (Belcher's lancelet), 10579 nucleotides long. Its product is annotated as protocadherin Fat 4-like. Gene Ontology annotation, biological process: homophilic cell-cell adhesion. The transcript is spliced from 29 exons. NCBI's taxonomy places the organism in Eukaryota, Metazoa, Chordata, Leptocardii, Amphioxiformes, Branchiostomatidae. The record is from RefSeq and is a predicted model, not a curated record. Gene Ontology annotation, cellular component: cell-cell junction; plasma membrane. Gene Ontology annotation, molecular function: calcium ion binding. Bases 119 to 10579 code for a protein of 3486 amino acids.